Molecule: messenger RNA, 1795 nt
Organism: Tripterygium wilfordii
Lineage: Eukaryota; Viridiplantae; Streptophyta; Magnoliopsida; Celastrales; Celastraceae
Product: protein SUPPRESSOR OF FRI 4-like
Exons: 6
Coding region: 495-1466 (323 amino acids)
Cellular component (GO): nucleus
Source: RefSeq, a predicted model, not a curated record
AGUCGUCUUAUCUCAUCUCUGAAGUUUCCUUUCUGUUCUCUCUAAAACCAUAAUCUUUGCUGUGCUUUCGCAUACAUAAUUGUCUAUAUUUAAUUCUACAUCGUUUUUUGUGCUUGAUUUAGUCUUCGUUGGCUUAUGGGCAUGGCUAUUUGAGGUAAAUUGCAAACGGGAAUUGUAUUAACUUUAAAUUUACAAAGAUUAGCUAUUUAGUGUAGAUACUAUAUUGAUUGGUGAGUGGUUUUAUUGAAAGGUGUGUAACACGGGCUGUUAAAUCCUAGGGAUGGUUCACUACAUGAUCAUUCCAUGGGGUAAUUACACGGUUCAGUGAGGAAAUUUAGUCGACGAUGGGGUUGAUUUUAUGAAAGUUGAAGGAUGAAGAAGUAUAAGAAUAUCUGAAGCCUUCUGUUUUACCUGUUCUUUGGCUUAUUGGCUUUUUUAUUUUCAGUGAUAGUUAUGAAUGAGCAGAACUGUAAUGUCUAAAUUUUUGCUAAUGUAUGGCAUCAGACAUGAUGUGCUGGUUUGCAUUACGGAUCUUUUUUAUCAGGGUUCCAAAUGCAAAACCUGGCAGAGAAUCAACUGAAAUUGAUAUAUAUGGAAUGCAAGGAAUUCCUCAAGAUGUCUUGGCUGCUCACUAUGGAGAAGAAGAAGAAGAAGGUCCAGCAAAAGCAGCGAAAACGGAGGUUCCAACAACUCAGCAUGUUGGGGGUGUAGUUCCUGGACAAUUAGGUGGUGCAUAUCCCCGUGCACCAAAUGUAAGGGUGAUACCGCCAGUUUACAACGGUGCAGUACCCAUGCCUCCUACUGGUUGGCCAGUUCCUCCUCGUCCACAGACUUGGUUCCCACAAUAUCCAGCACUUUCAGUUGCCCCACUGGGAUAUGCUCAGCAGCCAUUGUUUCCUGUGCGAAACGUGAGGCCUCCUCUUCCUACAUCUUUAUCACCUUCUCUGCAACCUUCACAAGUAGCCCCCCCUGGACUGCCAGUUUCCAUGCCACCUGUUCCUGUAUCGCAACCUUUGUUCCCGGUUGUUAGUAGCAAUUUAGCGACGCAAAGUCUACCUUUUCCUGCUUCUUUGGCUUCAACAAAUACUUCACCAAUUGCUGCAACAGAAGUUAAUCCGUCAACUAAUGCACAUGCUGGAGCAAACUCCCAGAUGACAAGCAGCAUCAAUGGUCCAAGCUUUUCAGGCGGGACAGUGGUCAAUUCACAUUCUUAUGCAUCUGGUCCAAACACCAGUGGACCUUCCAUUGGACCUCCCCCUGUAAUAGCAAACAAAGCUCCUGCAAACCAGCCAGCUGUGAAUGAGGUCUAUUUAGUUUGGGACGAUGAGGCGAUGUCCAUGGAGGAGAGAAGAAUGUUGUCAGCGAAGUAUCAGGUUCAUGAUGUAACUAGCCAAAUGAGCUCGGUUGAUGCAGCCAUAGAUAGAAGGAUAUCAGAAAGCAGGCUUGCCGGUCGAAUGGCAUUUUAGAUCAACUGUAGUCUGCAUUGACCUGUGUUUACUGCUGGAAUCGUUUGGUGGAUGGAUCCAUGUAUGGAUACUGCAUAAUUCAUUUAAACAGCAAGGAUUCCUGGUCUCAUUUCUUACAUUGCAUGAUGUCAUAUAAAAAAGAAGGUUGUAUUCUUUGCAAGAAAUUGAAUUAGAAGGAAAGCCAUUCUUUAAUUGUGAAGAGAGAGGUCUGGAGAAGGAGCAUUAACUUAUAUUUUUUUGGCUCAUUUUCUUAUUUUCCUCUUUUUGUAAACCUUUUUAGGAGUACUUAGCAGAAGAAAUUGUAGCCUGUUAGGAUACAGUCAUUCUGA